AUGAGUAUAAAAUCUACUGAUGAUAUAUUACAAAAUUUGAAAGAAAUAGAUAAGAAUGAUCAAUUAUUAAAUAAAAAUAAUUAUCUAUUUCAAAGUUUUAAUUCAUAUAAAUCAAGAAAUAAUCAUCAAUCACCUAUUGAACAACAAAAUUUUCGAUCAUGUCAAACAUUUAUUUCAAUUUUAAUUAGUUUAUUUUUUUUAAUUAGUAUAACAAUUAUUGUAUAUCAGAUUUCGAAAUAUUUUAUUCAUGAAAAUUAUUCAAAAAAAACUAAAAUAAAUUGUAAAAAUACAAAUGAUACAUAUACAAAAUGA
Molecule: messenger RNA, 312 nt
Organism: Rotaria sordida
Lineage: Eukaryota; Metazoa; Rotifera; Eurotatoria; Philodinida; Philodinidae
Source: the annotation of a GenBank genome assembly